AGGUGGGAUUGUCGUGGACAGUUCCAACUGAUUCCUAUUCGAAUACAACCACCACCCGUUGUUGUCGGUCUUGUUGCUUUUCGCGGCUUGUUCUCCAAAUGUCUGCCGACAAUAAUAUUUUAAAUAAUUAAAAUUAAAUAUUUAACUCGUUAAUUUAACAUUCCAGUAAAUACUUACAAUUAAUUAAUAAAACCUAAUUAUAUAAAAGUGUAUAAGUAAAAAAUAAUAAAAUAAUAAUGGCUCAAGAAGAAUCAGUAGGAAUCGGUGAUUUUGUUCUCCUGGACGAAAUAACUGUCUCCAAAGUAGUUGAUAACCUUCGCAUCAGAUUCAAUGGAGGUAAAUAUUAUACAUACAUUGGAGAAGUUUGCGUAAGCGUUAAUCCAUACAGAAGCUCCAAUAUUUAUGGAGGGGAUCAAAUAAAUAAAUAUAAAAAUAGAGAAUUAUUUGAAAAUCCGCCUCAUAUAUUUGCAAUUGCUGAUGCCGUGCAUCGCGAAAUGAAACAGCAGGGUCGCGAUACGUGUAUUGUCAUAAGUGGAGAGUCUGGGUCUGGUAAAACGGAAGCGAGUAAAAUAAUAAUGAAAUAUAUCGCUGCUAUAACUAAUUUAUCUGGUCAACAUGAAAUCGAAAGAGUUAAAAAUAUUUUAAUUCAAUCAAAUUCAAUUCUCGAAGCAUUUGGCAAUGCGACGACUAACAGAAAUGACAAUUCAUCGCGGUUUGGUAAAUAUAUGGACAUAAAUUUUGACUUCAAAGGCGAUCCGUUGGGCGGACACGUAACAAAUUAUCUGUUGGAAAAAUCACGGGUCGUUUAUCAGCAGAAAGGUGAACGCAACUUUCAUUGUUUUUACCAGUUACUAAAUGGAUGCAGUGAAAAUGAAUUAAAUAAAUUAGGUUUAAUUGCUGAUGCUGGUAGAUAUUAUUACACUAGCCAUGGUAAAGAUAGCAAAACAAAUGUCAGCGAUAGAAGUGAAUACAAAGCUGUGAUUUCAGCAAUGAAUACUCUAGGAUUUAAUUUAAGUGAAAUAGAAACAAUCUGGAGUAUUAUUGCUGGUAUUUUACAUCUUGGAAAUAUAACAUUUACACUAGAGGAUGAUAAAUUAGUAAUCGGUAAUAAAGGAGCGUUAAAUGAAUCUGCUAAACGAUUAUCCAUAAGCCCGAAUGAUUUAAAUACGGCCUUGUCUCAGCGAGUUAUUGCAGCUGGAGGUGAAGUAAUGCAGAAGAAUCACACCCUCGUAGAAGCUGAGUACGGACGAGAUGCGCUUGCUAAAGCUAUUUAUGAACGUCUAUUUUCAUGGAUCGUGUCGCGGAUAAACGGAUCCAUAAACGUUGACGAUAAAAAUUCAUACAAAAGUUACAAGGGAACUCUUAUCGGUGUCCUAGAUAUUUAUGGAUUUGAAAUAUUUAACACCAACAGCUUCGAGCAGUUUUGCAUUAAUUAUUGCAAUGAAAAAUUGCAACAGUUGUUCAUUGAGCUUGUACUAAAACGCGAGCAAGAAGAGUACCAGCGGGAAGGCAUCACGUGGCAGGCGGUCGAGUACUUUAAUAAUCAGAUUAUUUGCGAGCUUGUUGAGCAAUCGCACAAAGGGAUGAUUGCCAUCAUGGAUGAAGCUUGUCUGAAUGUCGGAAAAGUUACUGAUGAGUUGUUACUCGAAGCGAUGGAUAAACGACUAGCUAAUCACAAGCACUUUACAUCACGGCAAUUAAAUCCGAUGGAUAAAGAACUACAGCAUAAAACCCAAUUUAGAAUAAAACAUUACGCUGGUGAUGUUGUUUACAAUGUUCACGGUUUCUUGGAUAAAAAUAAAGACACUUUGUUCCAGGAUUUUAAAAGACUACUCUAUAAUAGCGGCAAUAAGAUAGUGAGUUCCAUGUGGCCGGAAGGAGCUGAAAAUAUUGCGAAAACAACAAAAAGACCAUUGACUGCUGGUACAUUAUUCAAAAAUUCAAUAGUAUCUCUUGUAAAAAAUCUAACCAGCAAGGAACCUUUUUAUGUACGAUGUAUAAAACCCAAUGAAGUUAAAUCCCCGGUGGUGUUUGACGAGGAGAGAGUUGAACAUCAAGUAAGAUAUCUAGGAUUACUAGAAAACAUUUUGGUCCGCAGAGCGGGAUUUGUUUACCGUCAGCGUUACGACAGGUUUUUGAAACGAUACAAAAUGAUAUCUCAAUACACGUGGCCGAACUUCCGCGGUGGUAAUGACAAAGAUGCGGUGCGUACUCUGAUGGAAGAGAAAGGUUUCGCACAUGAUGUUAAGUAUGGGCACACUAAAAUAUUUAUUCGUUCGCCUCGAACGCUGUUUGCGUUAGAGAAAGCCCGCAGUGAUUUGAUACCUGGUAUCGUUGUUCUCUUGCAAAAGCAAUGGCGUGGUUAUCUCUGUCGUAUGAAAUACAAAAAAAUGAAAGCUGUACUUGUGAUUGCCAAACACUAUCGACGUUACAAACAACGUUCGUAUAUUUGUGAGCUACAAAAAACAUUUAAAACAGCCAAGACAAUGCGUAAUUAUGGUAAAUUGUUACCGUGGCCUCAUGAAAAUUAUGCAAUAAGACCAGUUAUUCCUGCUCUGAAGAUGAUGUACGCACGUUGGCGUGCUUGGAUGAUCCUACGAGUAAUCCCACGUGAAGAUUGGCCGCAAUUACGGCUAAAAAUGGCUGCUGGUGCUGCACUCAGACCAAAAAGACAGUACUGGGGUCAGGAGAGACGAUGGGAAGGAAAUUAUCUUGCUAAACCUGAUGAAAAUUCACAGUACAAUGUCUUUAAUUCGUCCAUUAAUAAUUUAAAAAAUACUGAUCACUUUAAGACUGUUUUAUUCAGUGCCUUUAUCAGAAAAACAAACAAAUUUGACAAACAAGCCGAUCGUGUUCUCGUUGUCACUGAACACUCUAUAUACAAAUUAGAGAGUUCAAAGUUCAAGUCGAUGAAAAAAGGAAUUCCUAUUGCUGAAAUAACAGGUCUCAGUGUCUCGCCAGGAAGAGACCAACUCAUUACCAUCCAUUCCAAUAAGGGCAAUGACUUUAUUUUCGCCAUCACCGCUAAAGAAAAUCGUGUUGGAGAACUUGUUGGUGUUUUGUGCACCAGAUACUAUCAAUUGAGAGGUAACGAUCUGCAAGUGACUGUCGACGCAAGAUUCAAAUGUAUGGUGGGUAAUAAAAGUAAAAUGUUACGUAUUGAAGUGAGACCAGAAACGGCGACACCAAGUUUUAUAAAAGAAGGCGAUCAGAUUGUUUACGCAGUCCCUCCAUCAGUGGAUAUCAUCGACAAUGGUAUCAAUCGAUAA
This is a messenger RNA of Microplitis mediator, 3269 nucleotides long. RefSeq names its product unconventional myosin ID (gene Myo31DF). Gene Ontology annotation, biological process: vesicle transport along actin filament; actin filament organization. Gene Ontology annotation, cellular component: actin cytoskeleton; cytoplasm; microvillus. NCBI's taxonomy places the organism in Eukaryota, Metazoa, Arthropoda, Insecta, Hymenoptera, Braconidae. The record is from RefSeq and is a predicted model, not a curated record. The transcript is spliced from 9 exons. Gene Ontology annotation, molecular function: microfilament motor activity; actin filament binding; ATP binding. The coding region runs from base 237 to 3269 and encodes 1010 amino acids.